UUAAUGACUAGUUUAUGGAUUUCCGUAGAGAUGUCAGAGAGACAAGAGAUGGCAGCGAGACAGGUUAUCUGCAAAAGCAGCAGUAAGCAACAACAACAACAGAACCAUUAGUUUUAUUUUAUCCAUCUCUUACACACAAGAACAAGAUUCUGUAACCUAACCUAAUGGUUCCACUUCCUCUAACAAAAAAUAAAUAAAUAAAUAUACCUACUCUUUCUCUCUAGUACUAGUACUUCUUUAUAUUUAUACUCCACCAACACCUAAACUAUUCUAUUAUUACCCUUCUCUUCUCUUCUUGUGCUUGAUAAUAAUAAUAAUAAUAAUAAUGAACAAGAACAAGUUUCCUUUUACUCCUUCACAAUGGCAAGAACUUGAACAUCAAGCUCUUAUUUACAAGUACAUGGCUUCUGGUAUAUCUAUUCCACCUGAUCUUCUUUUUACCAUAAGAAAAAGCUAUUUGGAUUCUCCUCUUUCUUCAAGACUUUUUCCUAGUCAACAACACCAACACUUUGGAUGGAACUAUCUGCAAAUGGGUUUAGGAAGAAAAAUAGAUCCAGAGCCAGGUAGAUGUAGAAGAACAGAUGGAAAAAAAUGGAGAUGCUCAAAAGAAGCAUAUCCAGAUUCUAAAUACUGUGAAAGACACAUGCAUAGAGGAAAAAACCGUUCAAGAAAGCCUGUGGAAGUUGUUAAAACAGCAACAACAAAUACAAAUAAUAUUAAUAAUGCUUCAUCACUUACCAAAAAUAGCCCUGCAUCAUUAACUAAUUCUUCUUCUUCUUUGUCUUUUGAGACACAACAACAUCACCAAAACUAUCCUCAAAAUUCUUGCUAUGCUUCUAAUUUGCAACAGUCCUUUAUGUAUCCUCAUACAACUUCAAGGUCAACUUUGUCAUCUGGUAUUGGUUUGUCUUUUGAAGACAAUAGUGCUCCCUUGUUUCUUGACAGUAACACUUGCUCUCAGAAUAACACUGAUUACAGGAACAGGUAUGUGUAUGGACAAAAAGAAGAGGUUGAUGAGUAUGCAUUCUUCAAAGAACCUUCUGGUAGCAGUACUAUGAAAAGCUUCUCUACUUCAUCAAUGGAACAUGAUCCUUGGCAACUAACACCACUUACUAUGAGUUCUUCCUCAUCAUCUUCUACUUCUUUGAGACAGAGGAGCUAUUCGGCGUUGUCCAAUGAUUACUCUUGCUUGCAACUUCAGAGCCUUAGUGAACACUCAAAGCAAGAUGAACCUCAGAAAACUGUUCAUCGCUUCUUUGAUGAAUGGCCACAUAAAGGGAGAGAUCAAUGGCUUGAUUUGGAUGAUAAAUCAUCUACUACUCAAUUAUCAAUUUCUAUUCCAUCCUCUACUCAUAAUUUUCCAACUUUCACUUCAAGAAAUCACCAUGAUGGUUGAGCAAAGUUUUCAAUAAUGUGUGUCCAUGUACCUGAAUCAAAGGGCAAUAAUGCAUCUACAAGGUGGGGUUCAGAAGCAAUGGUUUUGUCACAAAAGGAAGUUCCAAUGGAUUUGUGUGUCCAUGAGAUGUAAUGACAAUGUGUAGUCUUGUGUGCUAAUAUAUUUUCUAUGUUUGGUUCUUACUUCCAAAAAUAGUAUGAAACUCUAUGUGACAUCACCUAAUCAUUUUAAUGGUUGGACUAAUAUUCACUAGCACAUAUGUUUUCUUGUUUUCCUUCAUCCUUUAUGUUGUUUCCUUCAAAAUAUAAAAUUCGGUGCAUUAUGGCCCCAUUAAUUGAGUUUGUCACUUCUGGACGAUC
Medicago truncatula (barrel medic) is the source of this 1755-nucleotide messenger RNA. RefSeq names its product growth-regulating factor 1. Gene Ontology annotation, molecular function: ATP binding. Lineage: Eukaryota; Viridiplantae; Streptophyta; Magnoliopsida; Fabales; Fabaceae. Gene Ontology annotation, biological process: developmental process; regulation of DNA-templated transcription; DNA-templated transcription. The coding region runs from base 326 to 1396 and encodes 356 amino acids. The transcript has 4 exons. Gene Ontology annotation, cellular component: nucleus. The record is from RefSeq and is a predicted model, not a curated record.